Messenger RNA from Coniophora puteana RWD-64-598 SS2, 1857 nucleotides. RefSeq lists its product as uncharacterized. Lineage: Eukaryota; Fungi; Basidiomycota; Agaricomycetes; Boletales; Coniophoraceae. The transcript is spliced from 2 exons. The record is from RefSeq and is a predicted model, not a curated record. The coding region runs from base 1134 to 1724 and encodes 196 amino acids.
CUUAACAUGGCGUCCUUCUCUUUUAGCCUGCGAGGCUACGUCGCACUGGCCAUAUACACUAUCUUCAGACUACAUCAAUUCGGACUACUCCCAAACCCUUUCCAAUCCUAUUACCGUUUUACUCCAGUGAUGCAGCUUCUUGUCAAUGCGCUUCACUGUCUUGCAUCAUUAGUUCUAGCAGUCGAGAUUCUCCUCGACUUUUUUGCAUCACCACCGCCAGAGAGGAUUCCACAGGAAGGAAACACGGAUCCACUGGCAUCUGAGGAGACAGUUCGCUGGUGGAAUACGGUGACUAACGGGUUGGUUCAAGGGAAGGUGUGUGGCGCGUUCGUAGACAUCUGCCCCAUGUUGAUGGGAGAUCCACUCAGAAGCGUCACUUUCCCGGAGCGUUCGUUGAAGACCCAUCUACCCUCGCCAGUAAUCAAGACGGUGCAGAUGCGGCUGCCGACUCGUUAGACUAUGGAUCAUUUUCCUCACCUAUGCUAUUCCAUCGUUCCCCGCCCUAUCCAUCCUUCAUCAUAUCUUCAUAUUCAGCGCAGGUCUCUCCUGUUGUUCCCAGCCAGCAAACGUGCCGCAGCGGUGACGCCCUCGAGGAGAAAGAGAGCAGGGCGCAUAUAUCCAACAUCUCGGCCGACUCAAGAGAGCCGCCACUAGAGACGUCCCCGAGUAGCUUCAUCACCGAAGCUAUCUACAAGUUCAUAUUGGCGAGGACGUCUACUUCUCACAGUCGAAACAGGGCAUCGGACAGCUCGGCAGACGAGCUCGAUAUCGCAGCCCAUUUCCUUCUCGCUUCAGCAUCCACAUCCAUGCCUUCGCCUUCGGCGCUGGGGAUACAGCUAGAGGUCCCACGGACUUCGGAGGGCGUCGACGAGAACACGAAUAUGGCUAGAUCGUCUUCCUUCGUCUUAUUGACGCCAUGCAAUUCCGCUCUAGAUCUGGAUAACUCCCUCGAGAGGGUUGACGGGGAUACGUCAAAGCGUGUCAUCGAGCGUGGUAUCAAAGCAAUUCUAGAGGCAGUGGACACAAGUCUGGAGAGAGCGGCGGGCGACGAUAACAGCGUCGGGAGCGGAUCUCGAGGAAAUCCAGAUUGCGGAGAGGAGCAGUGUGAGCAGUCGAGGAUAUCUGACACAAGCAUGUCGCCGACGCGGAUGUCGCUGGCUCAGCUGGUUCGGGCAAUUAAAGCGACGAGGGCUAACGAUACUCGAGAAAACGAUACUUCUGCCGCUCUGCCGAAGCUCGCCAAGCUUCCGCCUAGCUUCGUACCUCGAGCGCUCUUUAUGGCACCGGCGGGAGAUCUAGCGGAGACGUCUACAGGUGGCCGUGUCGCCGAGAAUGGGAAGGAAGUCUCGGAGGGCCACAGUUCAUCUGCGGCGCCACCUGGAGGCGUAGAUGUACCUGUCCGCCUCCCUCCUCGACCGCCAGCUCUACCGGCGACGAGCGCGCAUCGUCCAUCUGCGUCCGACACAUCCGCCAUGCCGAUGUCCUACACUUCCUACCCACAGCUAGUGAACCACGCAGCGCGAUGGGCGCCUCCGCCUGUUCACCCGCAUCCGAUGGGCAUCCAGCCGCCUUUCCCGCCUCACCUAGAUCAUCCCAUGUUCCAGCCCUCGAUGCAGCCGGGUGGACUGUACGCAGCAGCUGCGAUGCACGCCCACAACAUGAGCUGGAACGGCCCUCAGGGGUACAACGCGUUCCCACAUCCUUAUCCCCACCAGCAGCACUAAUGCGGAUGCAGACCGGGUUCCCCGGCGCGACAGCCGCGAUGUGCUUUCAGAACUACAACCCCCCUUCGCGGCUGGGCGUUCCUCCUGCCAGCGGGACUACUCCGGUUCCCCCGCCUAUUCCAGAACAUGCGCC